Molecule: messenger RNA, 2281 nt
Organism: Diceros bicornis minor
Lineage: Eukaryota; Metazoa; Chordata; Mammalia; Perissodactyla; Rhinocerotidae
Gene: LIME1
Product: Lck interacting transmembrane adaptor 1
Exons: 5
Coding region: 673-1608 (311 amino acids)
Biological process (GO): T cell receptor signaling pathway; regulation of canonical NF-kappaB signal transduction; regulation of non-canonical NF-kappaB signal transduction
Cellular component (GO): B cell receptor complex
Molecular function (GO): protein kinase binding
Source: RefSeq, a predicted model, not a curated record
GGGGUCCCAAGCGAGGCCACUGCCCCUUGCCCAGAGGCGGAGGGCCCAGGAGGACUGGCGUUCUCCCUGCUCUCCCAGAGGGGGCUCUGCCAGCAGCUCCGGCGGGUCAUAGCCAGGGUGGCCUGCAUGUGGCCUGACACCCUCAAAUGGGUGGAGCGUGGUGCUGCAGUAGUGGGAGGAGACUGAGCUGUGACAGGUCCUCGGGGAGUGCUGUUAAGGAGGCAGGAGGACCUGGCGGGGUGGGUUUGGGAGCCCAAGAGCCUGGGUUCAGCCCCAACGCUUGGCGGCCGUGAGACCGCCCAGUUCCCGUGCGUGCUGGGCCUGUCUCGCCAGCUCCAGCCCACCUCACUGUGGGUGGAGACGAUGUGAGUUAGUCUCCUGGAACCGUGCCGGCUUGCAGCACACACCCACCAGUCAAGUCUAGACCCCAGGCGGGGGCCACAGCAGGUGGGUAAGGCCAGGGCGGUGGUUGCCUUGGGAGCAGCUGCAGCAGCGGGUUGAGUGGCUGCGUGGGGGGUGCAGUGAGUGCACAGGCAGGAAGUGAGGGGGAGCUCACUGAGGACUGCACAAAGGUGCUGCUCCUCAAGGUGCCCGAGCCGUCUGGCCGGCCCCAGACAGGGCUGGGGAGGUGCUGCCACGCCCACGGCCUUGGCCAGUCCACAGCUUCACAGGAUGGGGCCACAGGUGCCCUCAGUGCCUCCUGCCCUCUGGGUCCUGGGGUGCCUUGUCCUGCUCCUCUGGCUGUGGGCGCUGUGCACAGCCUGCCACAGGAAGCAGGUGCAGAGGCAGCGGGCCGGGCUGCAGGGCAGUGUGGUGCCAGCGGAAGCGUCACUGCUGAGACGACCCCACCUCUGCUCCCUCAGCAAGUCAGACACCAGACUGCAUGAGCUGCACGGGGGCCCUCGUCGCAGCAGAGGUGAGCAGAGCUGCGAGGGGCAUCCUGGGUGCCGGGAGGGGCUUGCUGCACUGCACCCCAUGACCUCUGCCCUGACCCCACCCCCAGCCCCGAGGCCUGUCAGCAUGGAUCUCCUGCGCCCACAAUGGCUGGAGGAGUCCAGAGACACCACCAGGCCUCUGGCAGCAUUCUCACACCGGGAGCUGCCUCAAGCACCCUCCAUCGGCCCCGAGGCCACCUAUUCCAAUGUGGGGCUGGCUUCCAUUCCCAGGGCCAGCCUGGCAGCCAACCCUGUGGUGUGGGCAGGGGCACGGCUGACCAGCCGCUGUGCCAGGCCUAGGCCUGAGGCCAGACCCAUGGUGGCUGAGUAUGCUUGCAUCCAGAAGCUCCAGGGAACAGGUCUGGGUCCCCAAGCCGUGGAGCAGGGGAAGGCCCAGGUGAACCCAGCCGCUCAGGUGGACAUCCUGUACUCCAGGGUCAACAAAUCUAAAAGGAGGAACCCAGGACCUGCUACACACCAGCCAGCCCCCAAGGGUGGGGGAAGGAUUCUGGCUCUGGGGAGUGACCUGGCCUAUGAGGCCCUCCCACUCACGGGCCAGGGCGUGGACAACAGUCGCCCAGAAAACGUGUAUGAGAGCAUCCAAGAGAUAGGAGGCCCUGAGCACCGAGAGACCCCCCCCACCCCCCACCCCCCGCUCUGGCUAUUAGCAUGAGUGGACAUGUGCAAGGGCACAGAGGCCCCUGCUUCCUGCCUCAGCCUAGGGAGGGGUCUCCGACGCCUCCCUGCCACAACACCAAGCACAGAUGUUCCCUCCUCCAGAGUGGAGCCGGACUCCCCACUUCCGCCACAGCUGACAGCACAAGUUCCAGAUCCCAGGGCUGCCAGCCCAGGAUGUCCCCCGGGUCCUGGCCGCAUGGCCUCUCCAGGCCAGCGUCUUAAUAAAUCCCAGUGCGGAGGAUGAACACAGCGUGCCUCCCAGCCUACUCUUCUCCGAAAGCUUGGGAGGGUUGGGGGAUUCUCUGGAAGGAGUAGAGGCAUCCCCCUGGCUUCGGGACAGAGUUCCUCCGACCUGGGGGGCCCGGGCCCUGCCACCUGAGGCCGCCGGCCGGUGAGGCUCAGAAGACAGUGUAGGGAGGGAGGCGAGCGCGGGAGGUGGUUCCCAGGCCGUGGGUCCUGGGGGGCAGUGCGCCCGGCCGGCAGGGUGGCCGCCCCAGGGUGGGACUUGGCCCCCGAAGGCCAAGGGGAGGGCUCCGCCGCCAGCCCCGGAUUUACGUAAGGCUGGGUGAGUGGGUAGUCGUGCGUUAAAGAGUAACCUGGUCCCGGGAAGCCCGCCAAGCGGACGCGGCCCCUUGCCGGGCCGGGCACCUCGCGAGGAGGCGGCCUCC